CCUUUGCCCAGGACGCGGACCUGGUGGCGAGUUCGAGUUCUGCCAGAGGCAGUUCGAGCUGCUGCAGCCGCCGGGAUGUCGGGGCUCCGCGGGCAGAGCCGCGGGGUGCGCUCGGUGCUGGGCACCAUGGAGUUCGGGCGGAGGGCAGACAAGGCGGCCAGCGGGGCGAUGCUGCGCGCGUUCCUGGCCCGCGGGCACUGCGAGGUGGAUACCGCGCAUAUGUACGCGGGGGGCGAGUCGGAGCGGAUCCUGGGCGCCUGGCUGGCAGCUGAACCCGUAGCUGCGGCGGCAGUCAAGGUAGCCACCAAGGCAAAUCCAUUGGAAGGCAAUACUCUGAAGGCUGAUGGCGUCCGCUCUCAACUGGAGACGUCCCUCCAGAGGCUGCAGGCGAAGAGUGUCGACCUCUUCUACCUCCAUAUGCCCGACCACAAGACCCCCCUGGAAGAGACUCUGAAGGCCUGCAAUGAGCUACACAGAGAGGGUAAGUUUAAGGAACUGGGUCUCUCCAACUAUGCCUCGUGGCAGGUGGCGGAAAUCUAUGGCAUCUGCAAGGCCAACAACUGGGUGUUGCCAACGGUGUACCAGGGCAUGUACAACGCUACGACACGCCAAGUGGAGACAGAAUUGCUGCCAUGCCUUAGACAUUUUGGGAUUCGAUUCUACGCAUAUAAUCCACUGGCAGGAGGGCUCCUGACUGGGAGGUACAAGUACGAAGAUAAAGACUCGAACCAGCAGCCAGCUAGCAGGUUUUUCGGCAAUGACUGGGCCAAAGUCUACAGGGACAGGUAUUGGAAGAAGCAUCAUUUCCAGGGGGUGGACUUGGUCGAGAAAGCCCUCCAUGAGGCGUAUGGCUCAGACACACCCAGCUUGACUUCAGCCGCCCUGCGUUGGAUGUACCAUCACUCAAAGCUGCAGGCUGACCUUGGAGAUGCUGUGAUCAUUGGGAUGUCCACCAUGGAACAGCUGCAGGAGAAUCUCAAGUACAGCGAGGAGGGUCCCCUCCUGCCCGGGGUGGUCGAGGCCUUUGAGAGAGCUUGGCAUCUCACAGCUCACGACUGCCCCAACUACUUCCGCUGAAGGCUUUUGCAGCCUCGAGGAGAAACGAGAGCACCCAUCGGAGACCCCCCACACACACACCUCUGGACUCUCGUUUCGCCACAAACACCCUCUUCUGCUUCAGAGAUUCCUCCCUUUCUCACGAGCGGAAUAAAUCCAAGCCAACACCUCUGCGGCCUUAGAUCAAGAGAGCACUUUUCCCUGGCAAGAUUUCUGCAACGCUUUCUGGGUCCCUGAAAGUGGGCUCAUCCUUCAAAAAUAAAAAUCUUGGUUGCA
Messenger RNA from Lacerta agilis (Sand lizard), 1332 nucleotides. RefSeq names its product aflatoxin B1 aldehyde reductase member 2-like. NCBI's taxonomy places the organism in Eukaryota, Metazoa, Chordata, Lepidosauria, Squamata, Lacertidae. The coding region runs from base 76 to 1077 and encodes 333 amino acids. The transcript is spliced from 7 exons. The record is from RefSeq and is a predicted model, not a curated record.